AUGCAAGACUCUCUUAAUGAUAAUAGACCUUCGUUCUUUACAGAAUCUAAUAAUCGGGUUUUAGAUGGUUUAAAGAAACCCGUGUGGUUUAUGCGCUUAUGUGAUAUUACCAUUGAUAACCUAAGAACG
This is a messenger RNA of Dentiscutata heterogama, 129 nucleotides long. Lineage: Eukaryota; Fungi; Glomeromycota; Glomeromycetes; Diversisporales; Gigasporaceae. The record is from the annotation of a GenBank genome assembly.